CUCUCUCUCUUUUUUAAUGAGGUUUCCCUUAAUCAUUCGUCAGAAGUUAGAUCAAAACAUUUUUUUUUUUUUUCCGUAAGGGGGAUUUCAGUCACUCGUCUAUUUAUUCAAGUUGUGGCAACUCAACUAGUUGCGGUCAGUUCGUGAACUUGGAUCGCGUCUUGCCGCUUUUACACUCGGUUCGGGGUUUCGGGAGAGAACUAGGAUGUCGGCGGUGAAAGCGCUGCAACAGUGGUGUAAGAUCCAGGUUCAGGGUUACAGAGAUGUCACUAUCACCAAUAUGACCACCUCUUUCAGGGACGGGAUGGCUUUCUGCGCCCUCAUUCACCGAAACAGACCCGACCUCAUUGACUUUGAUUCCCUGAUGAAGGAGAAUGUCUAUGACAACAACCACCUGGCGUUCCGGGUAGCGGAGGAUGAGUUGGGGAUCCCAGCUCUGUUAGAUGCUGAGGACAUGGUGGCCCUGAAGAUACCAGACAGACUCAGUAUUCUGACAUAUGUCUCACAAUACUACAACUACUUCCAUGGCAAAUCACCUAUUGGCGGCAUGGCAGGGAUAAAGCGUCCAGCGGAGGCAUCCACAGAAGAGGGGCCUUCUGGGAAAAAGAACCAAGCAGUUGUCUCCAAGGUCUUCCCUGCCUCUACCCCCUCUAAAUCCGCUACUGAGAACCGCCCUCCCCCCUCCUCCUCACCCAAAGCCUCAACCAGACCAGACAGGGCAGCACAGAAGGAUGUGUUGUCGGAGCGAUCCAAUAAGACGGGGACUCUGAGCAGUAAGUGUUCCGUGUGUAAUAAACACGUUCAUCUGGUCCAGAGACACCUAGUGGAUGGGAGGCUGUAUCACAGGAGCUGUGCCAGGUGUAGUGAGUGUUCCACCACUCUACUGUCUGGUAACUGUAAACCUGGACCAACACCAGGCUCCUUCAUCUGUACCUCCCACCACCACCCCCAGGGGGCGCUGCCAACACACCCCCCUCUCCGAGACCUGCCCAAAAACAACCCUACUACCCCUGCUGAAUCCAAAUACACUCCUCCCACUGUCAAGACCACCCCUCUCUCAUACCUGCCCAAAAACAACCCUACUACCCCUUCUUCCUCCAAAUACACCCCUCACCCUCCUCCCACUGUCCAGACCACCCCUCUCUCAUACCUGCCCCAAAACACCCCUACUACCCCUUCUUCCUCCAAAUACACCCCUCACCCUCCUCCCACUGUCCAGACCACCCCUCUCUCAGACCUCUCCAGGAAUACCCCCGGAGCCAAAUACACAGACCCCCCGAAAUCCACCCCAGCUCCGACACCCACCAGUACCCCCUCCAAAUGUGUCCCUAGCUGGCUGAGCUCCAAAUCAGACGGAUCCAAAAGCACCGCCCCCUCUGCCUCCUCCUGGCGGCCCAGCCCGGGGCUCUCCUCCCUGGGCAUAGUGAGCCCCGCAGCCCCUGGACCCACCGCAGUCCCACGGAACAUCAACACGACAACUACCCAGCAGGCCCGGCUCCAGUUCUUCCAAUCUGGGAACACCACCACUGGGCAGGAGAACCAGGGCAAGACCCAGACUCCGGGACAGGCACCGAGUCUACCCACAAAUAGAGUCCCGAACGCUGGCACACAGGGGACAGUAGUGGGGGUUGGCCAGGGUGUGAGUGUGGUAGUGAGUUUGGGUGGCAGUGGGGUAGGGGGUAAGGGAGAGGGUUCAGGUUGGGGUGGGGGUAAGGGAGGGGAUAAGGGUGUGAAUGUGGUGCUAGGUGGGGACAGGGACGUGGUUCAGGGUAGAGGUAGAGUUGUCUUCAAGAUGGAUAGUGAUGUGAAAGCCUCUCCAUCUAAAGAAGACUGCAGUACCAAGACCCAGGCUGCUGCUGUCAUCGCUAAGAAACUAACAGACAACAACACCACAACAGCUGGUGCUGUCAUCACUAAGAAACUAACAGACAACAACACAACAGCACCUGGUGCUGUCAUCACUAAGAAACUAACAGACAACAACACCACCACAACAACAGCUGGUGCUGUCAUCACUAAGAAACUAACAGACAACAACAACACAACAACAGCUGGUGCUGUCAUCGCUAAGAAACUAACAGACAACAACACAACAACACCUGGUGCUGUCAUCACUAAGAAACUAACAGACAACAACACCACAACAACAGCUGGUGCUGUCAUCACUAAGAAACUAACAGACAACAACACAACAACAGCUGGUGCUUCAAGUCCUCCGUGGCAUCCUGUAGGACUGAAGAAGACCGAGAACAGAUCUCCCUCUCUCAGACCUGCCCCUGCUGAAACGCCUAAGAAAGAGACGGAGACGCCUAAAAAGGAGACUGGGGGCCGAGUUAAGCUAAAAGCAGACCCGUCUCUCCUCGCCCCCCUCACCCCCAACACCUCCACCCCGACCCCAGCCAGCAGAACAGGCCUGUGGAACAAAACCCUGGAUAAGGCAUCCGGAGCUGCUUCUCCCAGCAACACUAUGGCAACAGCAGACAACAGCAGCUCUCCUGCUGACUGGCGGUCCAGACUCAAACCUGCCUCCAAGCCUGUAGGACCUAAAGACUCCUCUCCCCUCCACCCUGACAUUCAGAAGGCUGAAACCCUGUCUCGGCCCUGGGCCGGUGGAUCAGGAAACGCCCAGGCUUCAGUCCCUGCUGGGUCUACUCUGGCCCCCUCCAGCCCCCCAGAAGCCUCCUCACCCAGCCCGCUGAACACCGGCCCUGGGACAUGGGGCGUCCUGACAGGGAAGAGCUCAACGACAGCUAACGGCUCCAACACAGACACCAAGACACCUAAACCAAGUAAACCCGACUACAUCCCGAAGGAAGAGAUCCUCAGAGAGCUUCAGGAGAUAGAGGACAGUGUUAAUGAGUUGGAGAGGAAAGGAGUGGACCUGGAGAAACAACUACGCUCCUGUGAAGAGGAGGGGGAAGAGGACGUGAUGAUGGAUGACCUGAUGGUGGAAUGGUUCAACCUCAUCAGAAACAAGCAGGUGUCCAUGAGGAGAGAGUCUGAACUGGUCUACAUAGCGAAGACACAGGACUUGGAGGAACAGCAGCCCAGUGUAGAGCAGGAGCUGAGAAGACUCAUGGACAAACCUGAGCGGCUGAAGACGUUGUGGGACCGCCGUAGAGAAGAGGAGUUGAUGGUCAAGCUGGUGGAGAUCGUCAAUGACAGAAACGCCAUCAUAGACGGACUGGACGAUGACAGACUCAGGGAGGAUGAGGAAGAUGAGCAGCUCAAUAAGAUGAUGAAGACCCUAGACACAAAGAAAGAAAAGAAGAAGAAGUCCAGCUUCAAGUUGUUUGGUAGGAACAAGAAGGAGGGAUGAUCCCACGGGGAGGAACUCUGGGACACACUGUUACCCUGCUUGAGAUGUGGUUGUCACUGUUUUGAUAGUUGAUGUAUUGAAGUCUGUUAGGUCUCUGGUUCAUGUCUAUAAUACCCUCCUGACAUGAACCAGCCCUGAAACCCAGUAUAACACUACACCACACGGUGUCUGUAUGUAAUGUGUCUAUAAUACCCUCCUGACAUGAACCAGAGACCUGAAACCCAGUAUAACACUACACCACCCGGUGUCUGUAUGUAAUGUGUCUAUAAUACCCUCCUGACAUGAACCAGAGACCUGAAACCCAGUAUAACACUACACCACCCGGUGUCUGUAUGUAAUGUGUCUAUAAUACCCUCCUGACAUGAACCAGAGACCUGAAACCCAGUAUAACACUACACCACACGGUGUCUGUAUGUAAUGUGUCUAUAAUACCCUCCUGACAUGAACCAGCCCUGAAACCCAGUAUAACACUACACCACCCGGUGUCUGUAUGUAAUGUGUCUAUAAUACCCUCCUGACAUGAACCAGAGACCUGAAACCCAGUAUAACACUACACCACCCGGUGUCUGUAUGUAAUGUGUCUAUAAUACCCUCCUGACAUGAACCAGCCCUGAAACCCAGUAUAACACUACACCACCCGGUGUCUGUAUGUAAUGUGUCUAUAAUACCCUCCUGACAUGAACCAGCCCUGAAACCCAGUAUAACACUACACCACCCGGUGUCUGUAUGUAAUGUGUCUAUAAUACCCUCCUGACAUGAACCAGCCCUGAAACCCAG
Messenger RNA from Oncorhynchus mykiss (rainbow trout), 4096 nucleotides. NCBI's taxonomy places the organism in Eukaryota, Metazoa, Chordata, Actinopteri, Salmoniformes, Salmonidae. The record is from RefSeq and is a predicted model, not a curated record.